UGACUAUCACAUGACCAGUACAUUUAAGACACAAAGCAUUGGUGUUGUUCUUCACAUAUCAAGGUACAUGAACGCGAAAACUAUGCGGAUUGCUGCUUUUGUCCUGUGCUUUAUUUGGCUCGUCAAUGGAGAGCUGCUUGAAGCUGACCAAGAUGCUUCCGUGCCUGAGGACUGGGUCCUGGUUGAACGGGCUGCACCUUUGGAGGAAGUGGAACUUACCUUUGCACUGAAGCAGCAGAAUAUUAACCAGAUGAAAGAAUUACUGAAACUAGUGUCGGACCCAGAGUCACAUCAAUAUGGGAAGUAUCUGAGUUUGGAAGAAGUAGCUGAUCUCGUGCAGCCAUCCCAGCUGACCGAGAAAGUAGUGCAGAGUUGGCUUCAGGGUCAUGGUGUCAAAAACUGUCACACAGUCUUAACACGUGACUUCCUUCAGUGUGCCAUGACUGUGCAGGUGGCUGAAGCAUUACUCCCUGGUGCUAAAUUUCACCGCUACAUAAGAGAUUCACACACUCUGUUGAGGUCAACAUCUCUAUACUCCGUUCAUGAAGAUGUGCAUCAGCAUUUAGACUUUGUGGGAGGUGUUCACCGUUUUCCUCCGAAAGGAAAGGAUAUCAGUAAAGGCUGGGAAGGAGCAAGACCGUCACGAAGCUGUCAUUUGGGUGUCACCCCCUCAGUCAUCAGAAGUCGCUACAACCUUACCGCAAAGGAUGUGGGGACUGCCUCUAACAACAGUCAGGCAGUGGCGCAGUUCUUGGAGCAGUACUACCACCCUGCUGACCUGGCUGAGUUUAUGACUCUGUUUGCUGGAGCAUUCACACACAUGUCAGCUGUAGAGCGGGUUGUGGGCACUCAGGGUGGUGGGAAAGCCGGCAUCGAGGCCAGUCUGGAUGUGGAGUACAUCAUGAGCAGUGGAGCAAACAUUUCUACCUGGGUCUUCACAAAUCCUGGUCGUCAUGAGUCUCAGGAGCCGUUCCUUCAGUGGAUGCUGCUGCUCAGCAACAUGUCUGCAGUUCCUUGGGUCCACACUAUCAGCUAUGGAGAUGAUGAGGACAGCCUUUCAGAUGCCUAUAUGAACCGCAUCAACAUUGAGUUCAUGAAAGCUGGCCUCAGAGGGAUUUCCAUGCUCUUUGCUUCCGGUGACAGUGGAGCAGGUUGUAGACACUUGACCAAGGAAAGAAAUACUUUUAGGCCAAGUUUUCCAGCAUCCAGUCCCUAUGUGACCACUGUGGGUGGGACUUCUUUUAAGAACCCCUUCAAAGUCACCUACGAGGUCACUGAUUACAUCAGUGGAGGUGGCUUUAGUAAUGUGUUUGCAAUGCCAGAUUAUCAGGUUGGUGCUGUACAAGCAUAUCUGAAGAAUGUUCAGCCUCUACCUCCUCAGACAUAUUUCAGCAUCACUGGAAGAGCCUAUCCAGAUCUAGCUGCGCUCUCUGAUAACUACUGGGUUGUUACCAACCGUAUACCUGUACCAUGGGUUUCUGGAACUUCGGCAUCAACUCCAGUUGUGGGUGGAAUUCUGUCCCUCAUAAAUGACCAGCGCUUCCUGAAGGGUCUUCCCUCAUUAGGAUUCAUCAACCCUCGCCUUUACAAACUGCAAGGCAAAGGUCUUUUUGAUGUAACAGAGGGAUGUCACCUAAGUUGUCUAGAUGAUAAAGUUGAAGGGAAGGGAUUCUGUGCCUCCCCUUCAUGGGAUCCAGUAACGGGAUGGGGAACACCAAAUUAUCCUGUUUUUCUUAAAGCUCUUAUGGAUUGAGCUGCUGCUUGUGUAGUCAAGUUGCAAAAGAAUCAUCUACUAUUGCACACUUUUUUUUUUUUUUUUUACUCUGAAGCAUCUAAAUGAUGAUGCAUUGUAUAAUCAUAUCAUAACUGUCAAUCAUCCAAGAAUCAUUUUCACAAAACAAUGAUUGUUUCAGUGUAAACUUAACCUUUGAUGGCUAGUUUAUUAACCCACCCACAGUUCUUCUCCCCAUCCAACAGGUUAUACGACUUAAGUUCUUUCACAUGAGGUGAAGGAUUAGGGGCUACGACAGUGUUUAAAAAGCUCCUUUGGUUUGAACUAAAGUGACAA
Molecule: messenger RNA, 2068 nt
Organism: Labeo rohita (rohu)
Lineage: Eukaryota; Metazoa; Chordata; Actinopteri; Cypriniformes; Cyprinidae
Gene: tpp1
Product: tripeptidyl peptidase I
Exons: 13
Coding region: 11-1753 (580 amino acids)
Biological process (GO): proteolysis; central nervous system development
Molecular function (GO): tripeptidyl-peptidase activity; serine-type endopeptidase activity
Source: RefSeq, a predicted model, not a curated record